Molecule: messenger RNA, 132 nt
Organism: Penicillium crustosum
Lineage: Eukaryota; Fungi; Ascomycota; Eurotiomycetes; Eurotiales; Aspergillaceae
Exons: 1
Coding region: 1-132 (43 amino acids)
Source: RefSeq, a predicted model, not a curated record
AUGUUUGGAGGGCCGCCCUCUGAGGGCAAGAAAAUAACCUGCCCGACCCGCGGGCAGGCGUCGCCUGCCCUCCGCCCGCAAAAGUGCGGGUCUGCGGGCGGCCCUCAGAGGGCCGCUCGCGGGCGGAUAUGA